CUCACUUAGCUAUCGAGUCAAGAACCGCCCAAUUUCCUCAAUAAUGACCGACCAACCCGAGUAGUCCGAGGCCAACGAGGUCACUGAGACGGCAAGGAACACGAAGGGGCGCCGUACUGCGCACAAGAAAUCUCGACGGGGUUGCAUGCAGUGUAAGAAGCGCAAGGUCAAGUGCGAUGAAUCACGACCGGUUUGCUUCAACUGCCUCCGGAGAGACGAUGUCGACUGCAGCUUCCGGCGUCAGAUUGACUCGGCCGGUGGUGAUGGCACACGGACAGAAGAUGCGCCAUCACCAUUGACCAAGAAGAUCCAUUCUUGUUCGACCUCAGCGCCCUUGCGCGUAUUGGCGAUGGUCGGUCCGAGUACGUGGCGAGGCAGAUCGCCGUCGCGCUUAGGACACAAGCGGCGACACUCGCUCAAAUCAAUACAGGGCUCUCAUCCUUGGAAACGAGCCUCCAGAAUGUCUCGAACAACAACAGCCUGGCACCUUUGCAGCCGGACCAUCAUGCCGAGCUCGCUCUCCGUCACCAUUGGUGCACGGUCACGGCACCAUGUCUGUCGUGGAGUGAUGCCGAGGCCCAACUCUGGCAAGUCCGCUUACCACAACUCGGUUUUCAACACGCCCACGUCCUUCAUCUCUUGCUGUCGCUAACAGCCUUGCACGAGGCUUAUCUCGGAGCCCCUGAACGCCGCGAAUCGUUGCUGACGAUAGCCCAGUCCUAUCUUGUCUCCGGCACGCGCGGGGCGUCCUCCCUGAUUCUCGGCCUCUCUGACGAGACGUUCGAGGUCAUCUACACGUCGGCAGUCUUGAUCGGCCUCAACGCCCUCGCCGAAGGUCCACAGCCUGGAGAUUACGCAGCCUUCAGCGACGAUGGACGACCGAA
Molecule: messenger RNA, 884 nt
Organism: Colletotrichum phormii
Lineage: Eukaryota; Fungi; Ascomycota; Sordariomycetes; Glomerellales; Glomerellaceae
Exons: 1
Coding region: 146-652 (168 amino acids)
Biological process (GO): regulation of DNA-templated transcription
Molecular function (GO): DNA-binding transcription factor activity, RNA polymerase II-specific; zinc ion binding
Source: RefSeq, a predicted model, not a curated record